Messenger RNA from Cetraspora pellucida, 381 nucleotides. Lineage: Eukaryota; Fungi; Glomeromycota; Glomeromycetes; Diversisporales; Gigasporaceae. The record is from the annotation of a GenBank genome assembly.
AUGUCGUUUAAAUAUUUAUCUGAUAUUUGUGAAAAUUUAUUUGAAAACAAAAAAGAAAUUGUAUUAGAUAUUAUUCAAAAAAAUUUGAAUACUCAAGAUCUUUUUUAUAAAGAACGAAUAGAUGCUGUAUGUAAUCAUUUACUUAAACGAUUUAAUAAUGAAGAAAAAUAUAAUAAAACCCCUGAAGAUAUUAAAAUUUUAGCUCAUAUCUCAAGAAGUAUAGAGCACAAAUACACUGCUCUAUAUGUUUUGUUUUACGAAAAUGAAGAAAAUUUACCAGAAAUAGCUUUAAUAGAAAUUUUUUGUCAACCAUUAUUUUUAAAUCAUGAAGAAUUAAGUUUACCAUAUAAUUAUUAUAGACUUCAAUUAUUGUUGUUACAU